AUGCACCCGCCCGGCGCCCUGUUCGCCAUGGCCGAGGGCGCCUUCUCACUGUCCGCUCAGGCGGCGCGGAGCCCCGGCGGGAACCCGUCGAGGCUCCACAGCAUCGAGGCCAUCCUGGGGUUCACCAAGGAGGACGGCCUGCUGAGCCCCUUCCCGCCCGACGGCAGCGCCGGCGGCGCCAAGGAGGCGGACCGGCGGGGACCCCGGCACUGCCUGCCCAGGAUGCCCGGAGAAGGCGUCGGAUCGCGGGCGGGGGUUUCUCCGCGCCCUCGGGCGGGCCCCGCGGGGAGAUCGCCCUCCCGGUGACCGCCUGUCUUUUCCCACGCAGAGCCGUUCUGUCCCGGCAGCACCAGUCCCGAGCUGCCCGCCGGCAGCGGCGGCGAGGGGAAGCCGUCGGACGAGGAGCAGCCCAAGAAGAAGCACCGGCGGAAUCGCACCACCUUCACCACGUACCAGCUCCACGAGCUGGAGCGCGCCUUCGAGAAGUCCCAUUAUCCCGACGUGUACAGCCGGGAGGAACUCGCCAUGAAGGUCAAUCUCCCCGAGGUCCGCGUGCAGGUGUGGUUUCAGAACAGACGGGCCAAGUGGAGGCGGCAGGAGAAACUGGAGGUGACCUCCAUGAAGCUACAGGACUCUCCCAUCCUCUCCUUCAACCGCUCGCCACAGGCAACACCCAUGGGUCCUCUCAGCAGCAACCUGCCCCUGGAGACAUGGCUCAGCCCACCUGUGCCCAGCAGCACAGCCCUGCAGACCCUGCCCGGCUUCGUGGCGUCACCGCAGAGCCUGCCCAGCAGUUACACGCCACCACCCUUCCUGAACUCUCCAGCAGUGACCCAUGCUCUGCAGCCCCUGGGUGCCAUGGGGCCACCGCCACCUUACCAGUGCGGGGCCACCUUUGUGGACAAGUUCCCCUUGGACGAGGCAGACCCACGCAACACCAGCAUUGCCGCCUUGCGGAUGAAGGCCAAGGAGCACAUCCAGUCCAUUGGCAAACCCUGGCAGACAAUCUGA
Molecule: messenger RNA, 1011 nt
Organism: Indicator indicator
Lineage: Eukaryota; Metazoa; Chordata; Aves; Piciformes; Indicatoridae
Gene: RAX
Product: retina and anterior neural fold homeobox
Exons: 3
Biological process (GO): positive regulation of transcription by RNA polymerase II
Molecular function (GO): DNA-binding transcription factor activity, RNA polymerase II-specific; RNA polymerase II cis-regulatory region sequence-specific DNA binding
Source: RefSeq, a predicted model, not a curated record